GGGGCCAGCGGGGACUUCAGCACCCGGAGCCGCCCCUUCGGCGCCUCCACCUUUUGUUUGGGAAGCGUCGCCGGCAGCACCGGAGGGACCGGCCUGGACUCCGGGGAUCGCCUUUGCCGGCCACUAGUCCUCGGAGCGUAACCUGUUCCCUCUGCGGAGACCCUCGCCCGCCGGAGGGGCGAUUGGUUUGCUUCGGGUGAUAAAAACUUCGCAGUCACUCGACCAGAAGCUGUUUUGCGCUCUGGGUGACUGAUAACUGCAGCCCCAGCCGUCUGGUGGGCUCGCCCCUCGAAGUUUCCUUUGCUGCCGAGGCUCCGCGCGCGCCCUUCGUCUUUGUGAGGGCGGAAUGGCCAACUCGGGCCUGCAGCUGCUCGGCUUCGCCAUGGCCUUGCUGGGCUGGGUGGGCCUGGUGGUGUGCACCGCCCUCCCGCAAUGGCAGAUGAGCUCCUACGCGGGGGACAACAUCAUCACAGCCCAGGCCAUGUACAAGGGGCUGUGGAUGGACUGCGUGACGCAGAGCACGGGGAUGAUUAGCUGCAAAAUGUACGACUCGGUGCUCGCCCUGCCCGCCGCCUUCCAGGCCACCAGAGCGCUCAUGGUGGUGUCCCUCGUGCUCGGCUUCAUGGCCAUGUUCGUGGCCGCGAUGGGCAUGAAGUGCACACGCUGUGGGGGAGACGACAAAGUGAAAAAGGCCCGCAUAGCCAUGACCGGAGGCAUCAUUUUCAUCGUGGCGGGUCUGGCUGCUUUGAUAGCUUGCUCCUGGUACGGCCAUAAGAUUAUCACAGACUUUUAUAACCCUUUGGUCCCCAUGAAUACUAAGUACGAGUUUGGUCCUGCCAUCUUCAUCGGCUGGGCAGGGUCUGCUCUGAUCCUCUUGGGAGGUGCAAUGCUCUCCUGCUCCUGUCCUGGCAGUGAGGGCAAAGCUAGGUAUGGUGCGCCCCGCUCCUACUCCAAGCCCAGCUCUGCCAAGGAGUAUGUGUGAGCUGGGACUCCCGUUGCCCCAGCCUGGCAACCGAGACACUUGAAAGGACCUCGGGCAGAGCUCAGCCUGUGGGUAGGAUGUGCGGCGGCAGCCAUGGGUCAUGCAGUCCUGUACACCACAUACAGUUCCCUGGGGGCUGGGAGGGGGAGAACAAAGGAGGGGCGGAUGUGCUUUUUGUACAGUAAUAAAAAGUAUGUUUUGGAAA
Molecule: messenger RNA, 1187 nt
Organism: Myotis davidii
Lineage: Eukaryota; Metazoa; Chordata; Mammalia; Chiroptera; Vespertilionidae
Gene: CLDN7
Product: claudin 7
Exons: 4
Coding region: 347-982 (211 amino acids)
Biological process (GO): bicellular tight junction assembly; cell adhesion
Cellular component (GO): bicellular tight junction; plasma membrane
Molecular function (GO): structural molecule activity
Source: RefSeq, a predicted model, not a curated record